Messenger RNA from Micropterus dolomieu (smallmouth bass), 546 nucleotides. Its product is annotated as SH3 and cysteine-rich domain-containing protein 2-like. The transcript is spliced from 4 exons. The coding region runs from base 1 to 546 and encodes 181 amino acids. Gene Ontology annotation, biological process: skeletal muscle contraction; positive regulation of voltage-gated calcium channel activity; positive regulation of protein localization to plasma membrane. Gene Ontology annotation, cellular component: extrinsic component of cytoplasmic side of plasma membrane. The record is from RefSeq and is a predicted model, not a curated record. Lineage: Eukaryota; Metazoa; Chordata; Actinopteri; Centrarchiformes; Centrarchidae.
AUGGAGAAUCAGAAGUCAGCCUGGCAGGGCAAGGACAGUCAGAGGUUGCAGAGGUUGAAACGCUCCCUGUCCUUCAAAUCUGUCAUGCGCAGCAAGAGUGUAGACAACUUUUUCCAGCGUAGUAAUGGUGAAUCUCGCCCUCCAUCCGCCCUCAUCACCACACCUCCACCCCUGCAAUCUCCUCCCCCUUUCUCUGAGUCCUCCCUGGUCUAUGAGCGCUCUCCCUCCCAUUCUCCGUCUAUCAGUCCCAACCCCUCACUGUCAUCACGCUCACCUUCGGUCAGUCCUUCGCUCUCCGUGGCCUCCAAAAACCAGCUAAAGUCUCAGGCCCAGCCGGUCAAGACUCACUGUUUCCAGGAGCACAUCUUCCGUAGGCCUACCAGCUGCCAGCGAUGCAAACACAUGAUCCAAGGGAACUCCAAGCAGGGGCUGCGUUGUAAAGCCUGUAAGCUGGCAGCCCACCUCUGGUGCUCAUCGGAGCUCUCCCAGCAGCCCUGCAAUGGCAAGAGAGAUGACACCCAGGGAUAUGUGGUCAUCUGGUAUUAA